AUGAACGUCGGCAAGAAAUUUGGCAGAGUUAAGCAAUGGGCUGGAGAGAAAAUGGGUCAAGAAUCCAAGACUGCAGUGUCUGAUGAUUUCAAGUCUUUGGAGUCAGAAAUGCAAUUAAGACAUGAGGGAAUGGAAAAGUUACAAAAGUCUAUGACGAUUUAUAUUAAAUCCCUCUCGAAACGAAACGAAGGAGAUGAUAGAGAAAAGAUUCUACCAGUGGCAUUCAUGGGACAGACAAUGAUACAUCAUGGAGAGGAUUUUGAACCGGAUUCCAAUUUUGGAAAUUGUCUUAUCGCUAUGGGCACAACAAAUGACAGGAUUUCGCGACAACAAGAUACAUAUGUUCAUGAUGCUACUUCGAGUUGGUUGGAAUCUUUGGAGAGAUCUUUAGCUCAAAUGAAGGAAUAUCAGGCUGCCAGAAAGAAGCUCGAACAAAGACGAUUGGCUUAUGAUGCCUCCCUUUCCAAGAUGCAAAAGGCAAAGAGGGAAGAUUUUCGGGUCGAGGAAGAAUUGAGAUCACAAAAGGCGAAAUAUGAAGAAUCCAGCGAGGAUGUUCUUAGACGGAUGCAGGAUAUCAAAGAGGCAGAGGCGGAUAGUGUUCAAGAUUUGGGGGCAUUUUUGGAGGCCGAGCUUGAAUAUUAUGACCGUUGCCGUGACGAACUUUUGAAAUUAAAGAGGGAAUGGCCUGCUGCACGAGGAGCGGCGGCACAGCAGCCACGUCAACCUAGACGCCCCGAAGGACGACCUCGUUCAAACACAGCCCAUUCAUACAGCGAGAGAUAUUCCACAUACGAAGAACCUAUUCCACAGCAAGAGGCUCUGCGCCCAUCUAUCCGGUCCAAUACCCCUCGCGUCAACACAGCUCGAGUUGUCUCAACAUCUGGACUUGGUAGAAGAGAGGAACACUCACCACCAAGUUCCCCACAACGUCCAUCAGUUGGCCGAUCUUCCACAUUCCAAGGUCCAACCACCCAUUACCGCGAAUCUCCACCUUCAAACCGUCUAACUUCAGCUCCUCCUGUAUCGGAAGCUGGUUCUUUGCGUGCAUCUCUUCGUCCAAACGGUCGUACCAAUAUUAUGUCUACGGAUCUUUUUAAUGAUCCAUCUGAUGACUCAACUCUCAAUAGUGCUAGUCCGGAUAGAUCAUAUGGUGCGCGCUCUGUUAGUCCAGCUACUAGUCAUGGUAGUAUUGGAAGUCGAUCGGCUAGUAUAUCGGCAGCAAAUUCUAGAAGAGCUCCACCUCCACCUCCUAGCAGAGCCAAGAAACCAGCUCCUCCUUUACCACUGAAGAGGGCUGACAUUAGUUCUGUUAGCGUUAAUAGCCACUAUUAA
Messenger RNA from Sclerotinia borealis F-4128, 1332 nucleotides. NCBI's taxonomy places the organism in Eukaryota, Fungi, Ascomycota, Leotiomycetes, Helotiales, Sclerotiniaceae. The record is from the annotation of a GenBank genome assembly.